CUUCCGUUUGGGGGAGCGACGAGCUGCUGAUAGCGGCGUGGCUCGACUUACACGGAGGUUCCUGUUGUUGCUGCGGUUCUUUCUUCUUCUUACUCUACAAUAAUUCUGAAUGUCCUACAUACUGUGUUCCUAAGCGUUCGAGCGUUGAAGCAUUCCUCUCCGUACAGGUACCCUAGAGCCUUGCAGUACCUACCGUUGGCACACACCUCUGCAUAAUAAGCUCUCCGUUCAGCCUAUUCUUGGCUGUUUCUGCACCCCUCUCGGCCUGGGAGGAAUCUCUGUCUCCAGACUGACCAGCUCGUUCAGAACGGACACGUCAUCAUGGCGCACCUCACACGCGAAGAAGUAUUAGCAUCUGGAAUCGUGGCCAGUGACUAUCAAAAGGCCUUCGAAACACGCCCCGUUGAUAUUAAGGGUAAUGACUUCUUCGAGGUUCGGGCAAGCCGCGCGAAACAUCUCCAGAAGCUUCGCUAUUUGUAUCCUAUCCCCGGGCCGAUCCCAGACGAAGUCAAAGAGUCGAUGCAUGACGCGUCUGCAAGGGAUGGCUACUCUAUCCGCGUGCGCGUGUAUCAACCUGCCAAGGGCCCCCCCGAGGGCGGCAGUCCGCUUGUAAUGAUGUACCAUGAGGGAGGCUGGAGCAUGGGUGAUCUCACAGACGAGGAUCUGAAUUGCAGAAUGUUCGUCCGCGACUUGGGAUGCGUGUGCGUGAAUGUGGAAUACAGACUCGCGCCUGAACACCAAUUUCCCGUCGGCGUCAACGACUGCUGGGACGCUCUGAAGUGGGCUCUCGAUAAUGCAGCGUCCCUCAAAGCGACGCCCACACAAGGCAUCAUCGUCGGCGGCGCUUCUGCAGGUGGAAACCUAGCCGCCAUCCUUGCCCUCAUGUCCCGCGACACGCUCCUUUCUCCUCCUAUAACUGGUCAAUAUCUCUGUGUUCCCGCGCUUCUUCCCGAGUAUAAUGUCCCGGAGGCUUUGACUCCAUUUUACCGCUCUCGAUACGAUUCCCGCUCCGAUCCUGUGCUGAAAGACUUGCAGCCAGGCAUGAUAGAGGCUAUUUACAAGCCGGAAGAGAAGUCGCCAUUGUGGGAUCCUUUCAAUCACCCGGAUGGCCAUAAGAGCGUGGCAAAGGCUUACUUUCAGGUGGGUGGGCUGGACCCGCUGAGGGAUGAGGCAGUGCUUUACGAUAGGAAGCUUAGGGAGGCUGGGGUGCUGACGAGAUUCGAUUUGUAUGCCGGAUAUGGCCAUAUGUUUUGGACGAACUAUCCGGAGAUGGAGAGAAGCAAGGGAUUUGUGGAGGACACCCUCAAGGGGGUGAGAUGGCUCCUUGAGAAGUAGGAUGCAUUGCAUACUGGCGAAUAGAGGCUGAAUUUGUGCUGGCAAUGUAUUAGUUUACUUGCUUGCAGCCCAGGAUAACUUUAAAGUCGUUGCGGAUUGGUGAAGGCUACCAG
This is a messenger RNA of Paraphaeosphaeria sporulosa, 1448 nucleotides long. RefSeq names its product alpha/beta-hydrolase. Gene Ontology annotation, molecular function: hydrolase activity. NCBI's taxonomy places the organism in Eukaryota, Fungi, Ascomycota, Dothideomycetes, Pleosporales, Didymosphaeriaceae. The coding region runs from base 322 to 1335 and encodes 337 amino acids. The record is from RefSeq and is a predicted model, not a curated record. The transcript is spliced from 3 exons.